CGAAACUUCAGUAAUUAAUCCGAAUGGAGCUCUUAAGGAUUGGUAUUUAAACAUUGAAAGAAAACAUGAAUGGAUUAGAAAAAUAGCCAAAAAUAGUCAAUUGAUCGCGUAAGAAAAGACGUUUAAUGAGGUCACGUGGUCAUUUUUCUGAAAAUGGCGGAUUGACCGUAGAUUCAACAUGCAAGCGGGAUUAUAAACGCCAAAAUACCGCCAGUCCGCAAAGCAUCCAAGCCCGGAAACCAUCUCAUCGCACGGGGAACACACCGGUGCUGUGCACGGUGCCGAAAAAUUGUGGCAAAAUGAUAAAACGGGGCCGCGGGAGACCGCCGAAAUCUUCUGUGCUGGGCAGAGGAGCGGGAAGCAGCUCCUCGCCUGCUGCCAAACGCAAGAACAUGGGCCGAGGUGGCGGCGCGGCCGGGUACUGGGACAGCGAUCGAGAAGACGGUGGUGGGGGUAGCCCCGCAAGUUCCAGGUGUAGCACACCGAUGAGUCGCGCUUCCAGUCAGAUGUCGUCUCCUUCUUCGACGGUUGGAAGAGGGAGAGGCCGUGGGCGUGGCCGUGGGAGGGGGAGAGGAAGGGGUGCAAGUUCACUCACCAAAUCACCAAGGACACCGAGAGAAGCAGCCAGGAAAAGCAAGAGACUGAUUCAGGAGGUUAUUACUUCUGAGAGAAGCUUAAAAGCGAAGCCGACAGAAAAGGCGGAGAGGGGGCGACGCAAACAGAAACAUUCCAAACCCAAGCUCAGCUCCGAUGAGGAGGAGGAGAGCAGUCCAGACGAAUUGGAACCAGAUGAAGACAACUAUGGUGUGGAUUCUAGUUCCUCAAUCGCUGGCUCCAACGACGACGAUGGUAAUGCUUCUGAUUUUUCUGAGGAGAGCUCCUAUAGUGAGGCCAGCAGUGCCCCAAGCCGGCGCAAGUACACCAACCGACUGAGCCUUCCGCCUUCGCCCUCUUGGCUGGAGGAGAAGGAUAUCCCGCUGUUGGAACUGCCCAAGAGCAGCGAUGACUUGACCAUCGAGAGACAGGACCUCACCAUGGCCCUGGCUGUCUACGAGGUCCUGCGGCACUUCCACCAACAGUUGCGCCUGUCUCCCUUCCGCUUUGAGGACUUCUGCGCUGCGCUUAGCAGUGAGGAGCAGUGCAACCUGUUGGCUGAGACCCACAUCUGCCUGCUGCGGGCACUCAUGCGGGAGGAGGAUGGGAACAGCACCACCUUCGGACCCCACGACCUCCGGGACAGCAUCAACGUCCAGAUGAUAUUCCUAGACGGCAUGACCUGGCCCGAGCUGGUCCGUUGCUACAUUGAGAGUGACAAAGAGUUCCUUCAUGUAUUGCCUCAUGUUGAGGCUGAAAACUACCCCUUCGCUGGGGCCCGCGACAAACUCAAGGUGAUCCAGUUCCUCUGCGACCAAUUUCUGGCCUCCAACAAGGUCAGGGAGGAGAUUCUGAGCGAGGGCGCCAUCACAUACGACGACCACUGUCGUGCGUGUCACAAGCUUGGGGACCUUCUGUGUUGUGAGACUUGCACAGCUGUGUACCAUUUGGAAUGUGUGGACCCUCCCCUUACAGAAGUCCCAGAGGAUGAUUGGCUGUGUUCUGUGUGCCAAGAACAUCGCGUGGACGGUGUCUAUGACUCUAUUUCUGAAGUUGAGAAGAGCGGCAUGUUGAUUCGCCAUGAACCGUUGGGAUAUGACAGACAUGGACGGAAAUACUGGCAUCUGUGCCGCCGUAUUUGUGUGGAGGCCGAGGAUGAGCUGUGGUACUACAGCAGCAAACCCCAGAUUGAGGAUCUCAUCGCGGCCCUGGACCCCCUGGAAUGGGAAGGGCCCCUGUGCCGAGCCAUCCAGGAGUCCCUGCCAGAGAUCUGGGAUCACGUGGCCAAGACGGCGGAGCUGACAAACAGUGCCAGAGGAAACCAAAGAGCAGAGCUCCAACGAGCGGCAGAGGAAAUUCUGGCUGCGAGGGCCGUCAAAGAGGAAGAAGAACGUAAGAAACAGGAAGAGGAAGAAGAGGCAAGACGGAAGCAAAUCGAGGAGGAGGAGCUAAAGAAAAAAGAGGAGGAGGAACAAGAGCAGAUACGGAAGGAAGAACGAGAGAAAGGAUCAGAGUCACAGGAAACAGCGGCUGGUGCAGAGGCUAAGGCUGAUGAGGAGUUGCAGGCUAAGGUUGAUGAGGAGUUGCAGGCUAAGGCUGGUGAGGAGUCCCAGGCUAAGGCUGGUGAAGAGGCUAAUCCCAGCAGUGAGGAAGCUGACCUUGCUCAGUCAGAAUCAAAGGCUGCUGGUACAGAGACUAAGAUGGAAGUUGAGGAGGCAAAGGUCACAGAGACAUGCGAAAGUGUUAAGGACGGAACUGGGGAUGCUCCAAUACAGUCUGAUGAUGUCGGGAUCAAACCUGGCGACGAUAACAAAGAGAAUACUGUCAGCGCCGAGGGUGACAAAGUGAUUAAACCAAGCAGCCAGGAUGGCGAAAAUGCAGUUCAGUGUACGGAUCCUGCCGUGUCUCUGCCAUGUCAGACAAUGCAAUCCUCUACCUCUGUCACGACUGUAGAAAAGAAGACGGUGGUAACAGAAACAAUGACAGUGGCCACCACAGAGAGUAACUCCAGUGAGACAGUCACGGCAGUCCAGUCAGUGACCCAGACGACCACGUCAGUCACGCGGGUGGAAACAAUGGCCGUGACUUCCACUACCAACACCACGACUGUCACCGAUCAGGUGACACCCAUGGAGACAGAUGAACAAAGCUCAAACAAAACUGAUAAUGAUGACGACAAAGAUGCUUCAAAAACCACCCCUGCAUCAGGAGACUCCAAAAGCUCCGACAACGCCAUGGAGACAGAAUCCAAAGACCAAAGUGAAACCAAAGAUGGUGAGGAGACAAAAGCCGACCCCUCGUCCAAGACCCCUGCCAAAACAGGCAUCAUGACCCGGUCCCGCAACCCAAACUAUAAGCCUCCACCGCCAAAGGCAACUCCUUUCCUGACCUACUCCACCACGCUGCCGAGCAAAUCGUCAGCCACAACCACCACCUCCUCCAGCACCACAAAAGUCAGUUCCAAGACGGAGGACUCCUGCCUUGUCAUCAAUGCCAAGGGGCAAAUCAAACGGGUCGACAGCAAAAAGGAAACAGUCAAGGAGGUGACUGCCUCCGGUGUGACCACCCGCAGCAUGAACCCCGACAAGAUGUUCCGGCUGGGCAUGGAGGGCAACUACAAGCUGUACAGGAACCAGUACAGCUCCAACCCUCUGGCCCUGAACAAACCCCAGCAUGCCGAGGACAGGGACCGCCGGCGCUACAUCGCCCACAAAUUCAGUCUGUCCAGCUCGGAGCGGCUCAAGUGGAACGGCACGGUGUAUGGCAACAAGCAGCUCAUAGUGUCCACGUUGCGGCUGACCAUCACACAGCUGGAAAGCCAGAUUCAGGCCCCCUUCAUGCACUCCAACUGGGCGGUGCACCGUACCAACUGGAUCAAGGCCGUCCACAUGUGCAACAAGCCCCAGGAGUUCGCCCUAGCCCUGUCCAUCCUGGAGUGCGCCAUCAAGCCUGUCGUCUUCACCCCUCUCUGGUCGGACGGCCUGGGUCACAUCCGGUUGAUCCGCACCACGGCCCUGGAGAAAGAGGACAGAAAGAAGGCUGAGAAGAAACGGCGGGAUGACGAGGAUGACAUCUACAAGAACCCCAACAACCACUGGGUCAAGUACACCUUCCCCAUCAAGCACCUGGUUUGGAAGCUCAAAGGGGAAGAGUACCGCAUUGUGGGCGGGGACGGCUGGGCCUGGGUCAGCUCCACUCGCCGGAAUCGAACCUUGCCCCCACCCAGCCCUGCCAAAGUGGCACUGCUGUGUAGCAUCAAGGCCUACUCGGAAGCUCAUGUCAUCGGCGAGGAAUUUAGCUCCAAAAAAGACUCCCAGAAGUCAAAAGCCGUCACCCCUCAGAAAUCACAAGCUGCAAGACCCGCCUAUGGGAAAAACAGGGGGAAACACAGAACAUCAAUAUCAGAGGAUUCGGAGAGUAAGGAUCCACCGUCAUCGGGAACGGAGACAGACGGAGACAGAGAUGCUGCAUCUGGGACCACGCCGAAAGAUGUCAAGGGUCAGAAGUCAGCGGAAGACAAAGACGAGGCAAUGGAGGUGUCUUUGUCAGAGAACAAGGAGACACAGAAGGAGGAAACUGGAGAGAAGACGGAAGCCAUGGAUACAACUGAGCAGAAAUCGCUGGAAACUGUCCAAGAAGAAACGGCUCCAUCUGCCCAGUCACCAGAUGGGAAGGACAAAGUUGUUGUGAAAGAUACUCCUGAAAAUGCUGCAGAACUAGUUGAGGAAACGUCAGAACCCAUGGAGGUUACAGAGAUUAAUAAAACGGUACAGCUACCAGAUGUGGCCUCUCAACCCAUUGUAGAACCUGGGGACAAACCUGUUGGGGUAGACGAGGAUAAUCCUUCUGCUGCUCCAGAAUCCGAGAACCAGGACCCGAAACAGGAAUCUUCAGAUGUGUCCACGGAAGCCUCUGAACCAACGAAUACGGAGGAGAAACCAAGCAUUGGGGAAUCCAAGACUGAAACGGAGAAAGCGGAGGAGAAAGCAAGCAUUGGAGAAUCCAAGACUAAAAUGGAGGAGAAAUCAAGUAUUGGAGAAUCCAAGACUGAAACGGAGAAAGCGGAGGAGAAAGCAAGUAUUGGACAAUCCAAAACUGAAACGGAGGAAACGGAGCUUAGAGCAAGCAUUGGAGAAUCCAAGACUGAAACGGAGAAAAUGGAGGUGAAAGCAAGCAUUGGAGAAUCCAAGACUCAAAUGGAGAAAACAGAGCUAAAAGCGAGCAUUGGAGAAUCCAAGACUGCAGCAGAGAAAACGGAGGUGAAACCAAGCAUUGGAGAAUCUAAGGCUGAAACGGAGAAAACGGAGGUGAAAGCAAGCAUUGGAGAAUCCAAGGCUGAAACGGAGAUAACGGAGCAGAAAGCAAGUAUUGGAGAAUUCAAGACAGAAACGGAGAAAACAGAGGAGAAACUGAGCGUUGGACAAUCCGAGACUGAAACACCAAAGCAGGAUGUCAAAUCUUCAACAGCUGAUCAAGGCGCUGUCCCAAAGACCUCUUCGAGUGGAGCUGUCAGAGCUCCACUGGAUCCCAAGUGGGACAGCCUAGACAUCAGCCUGGCGCUUAAGGACCAUACCCUGUACCGCAAGAUCCCCUACCGCUCCCGCCUGGAGGGCUUCCUGGCGAGGAGAGUUCGGCAGGACCAGGGGGACCAGCAGCGCUACAAGGACCACCUGCAGAAGUACGAAACGUACAAGCGGAUCUUGCAGGAAAAGAACAGGCUGAAAGUGCUUUUGGACAGCCAGCAGGAAAAACCCAAAGUAAAAUCCGAACCCAUGGACGACGGCAAAAUGGAAGUCAAAACUGAUUCCAGCAAGGCAGCUGCAGUUGUCCCUGCUUUGCAGACACGCAUUAUCUCCGCAAGUAAAGCUGGUCAGCCGAAAGUUGACGUCAUUGUUGCAAAACCAGUUGUGGGGCAAGUGAGCAAUACAUCCACACUGAAAGUAACCCAGCAAACUUCAGCCUUGCCGGCCAAGCCAGUGACUGAUAAAGUAGAAAACAAAGUCAUCCUGGCUGUGAACAAUGUGGAGGCCAAGUCAGACAUCAAGACGGUAGGCGCUACCAAAUCGUUGGCCCCUGCUCUCACAAAUGAACCAAAGAAGCCUCCCCAGCUCAACACCCCAUCAACUGUGUCUUCCUCUUUCCAAGCUGCGUAUGAGAACAUGCUGGCCAGCGUGUGCAGUAUUCCCAACGUGACAGCCUCACCAAAGAAACUUGCAAAAGAUAAACCGAUAUCUUCUGCCGCACCUGGUAAAACAGUUGACACCAAGACCACAUCGCAGGGAACUAAAGACGGUUCUGUCAACCAGAGCCAGCCCGCUGAACAACAAAAUGUGAAUAACAGUUCGAACGAAACACCUGUGUUAAAUGAUGGUGCAAUUCCAGUUGUUGUAAACAGUUCAUCCAGUAACUCGCCAGCAGCGAGUGGCGUCAAAGUGCCUCAUAGUGUGCACAAUGCAGAGAGGUCCUUCUCAGGCAAUGGGGUAACAGCAGGAAUUGAAAACUCUGAGAGCAAGAACCUACAGGUCUUUGAAUUAAAUGAAAAGGGAAAGCUAAAGCUGGUGGACAAGCCCGGAAGCACUUUGGUUCAGGCUUCCCCAGUCAAAAAUCUGCUCACUCCUGGACUGAGUGCAGAUGUCAACCACAUUGAUGGAACUGUUGCUGCAGCUGAAACAAACAAAACCCAUGAAUCUAUCCACAAGAACCUUCUUCAUACCACAAACCAAAGCACAAAACCCUCAGGUAAAACUGUCAUUGAAAUGGACGGUGAAAAAGUAAGCACAGCUGAUGUGGAACCUGCUUCUUCAAAUGCUGUCAAAUCACUGAGUGAGGAAAAUAACUCAAGUUCUGCAACUGAUCCAAAACCUCUUCUUGAGAAUGAUGUGGAGUCCAAGAAAGCAGAAAUUAUUGAGCGACCAACAGCCACGACGCAAGAGGAACCGAUGGAUUGCAGUGAAUCCAAGGACAGCUUCAGUCAGAAACCUGAAAGCCAAAUGCAAAAAGAUGAGAGCUUGUGCAAUUCUGUAAAUAACAAAUCUCCAGUACCUCAUGAACUCGUGCCUGAAAAAGUGCCGUCUUCCCAAACUGGGCAGCCCUCGGACAGUGGCGACAACAUAAAAGACAUUACUGUUGGUGGGACGGAGGGGCCAAAAACAUCGGGGUCAAUACCAAAAGUAGGAAAUUCACCUGAAAUUGUGACGACAGAGUCUGAGAAACUGGAAACACAAAAUGGAGCUGGCGCUACCUCGGCCCACGAAAAGUCACAGAGCUCUACCCUGCCUGCGGAACCAUCACUUCCUGAAAGCAUAGGGUGUUUACCAAAAGUAGGAAAUUCACCUGAAAAUGUGACGACAGAUUGUGAGAAACUGGAAGCAGAAAAAGGAGCUGAUGCUACCUCGGCCCACGAAAAGUCACAGAGCUCCAUCCUGCCUGCAGAACCAUCACUUCCUGCAAGCGUGGAAUCUGCUGCAACUCUGCCAAACCAGAGUGUAUCCAGCAAUCCUCUUCAACAAACAGAAAGUGUGACCAGUAAAGCCGUUAUCAAUGCCGCCGUUAUUGCACAGGGUCCAAGCCAAAUCAGUAUUGGCCAGAAAUCUUCAGGUUGUGACAGUGAGGUUGUGUCACCGAGUAAAUUGGAGAGCGAUCAGAAAAAUCAAUGUGUUGAUGCUACGUCAGCGAAGACGGCAAACGAAAGAACUAAGACCGAUGGAGCUUCGGACCAAGCUUCAACUGAAGCAGGGUCACAGCAUACAAACUCCAAGUCACCCGUAAGGGUUACCAGUGCACCCAAUGCAACUUCACUGAGUGAUACUGUAAUUCCUGAGGUGAACAAUCAAGCACCGGCCUCUGCAACAGACAGCAAAGUGUUAUCAACUGUGACAAGUGACAGUGUGACUGUAAAUGUAACGGGUAACAGUGUGACAUCCCCUGUGAUGUCAACCUGCACAACCAGUGCACCCGCCCGUGAAAGGUUGGAUACUGGUGUGACAUCGACUGCAACCCCAGUUGCGAUGGGUGACAGUGUGACAUCAAGCGUAACCAGCAAACCCACAGUUGUGUCAGUCACAAGUGCAAGCAGUGCAUGCUCCCCGAGCUUGUCCACACCUGCUGUGACAGGUGUCACUUCAAAAGUGCCAGUCACAAAGCAGCUGCAAUCCAGUGUCUCUAAAGUAUCUGCUAUACCAACUCCGACCAAAGAAAAAAUCACCGUGGCACAGAAACAUGAUGGCAACAUCUUGAUAUCGGAAAAGAUCUCUCAGCUUGCAAAUAGUGGAUUUACCCCCAAAAAUGCCCCGUCGCAGAUGUUGCCCAAAACAACAGUGGCAGCUGAAGCUGUUAAGAAAGCUACAUCAGUUGCUGUCACACCUAUUGUCACAACAAAAAGGACGGAAGUAUUUGGUCCAAAACCAACCACUCCAACGCUUGCCCUUAAUCCAGAGGUAAAACCAAACUUGGCAAAACUGCAGAAACCCCAAGUUACAGGGGCCCAACAGGCAGGUGUCUCGCAGACUCAAGUCAGUGCCAAGGGAAAUGUGUCCACUCUAACAAAGAUAGUCCAGCAAGGGGUUUCCCCUCAGAGGCAACAGAAGAUAGGGAUAAUCCAGCAGGGUACGUCGGGACCCAAAGUAGUGUACAUCUCCAGCCAGGGCGUGGCCAGCUCGACCCCUCUAAACACUGCUCAGAAAACCGCAGGGUUGGCAAUUCAAGCCCAGGUUUCUGCAUCCACGUCUAAGGCUGUGUCAACCACCGCUCCUGCUGUCACUCCCUCCAGGAACAGUCUUAGCGCUUCUCUUCCCACAUUAUCAGCCAGUGGGGUUCUGGCCUCUGGUGUCCCAAGUGUCCAAACAAGUAACCCUUCUUCCCAGGUGGUUACUAGCACUGUAGUGAGGAGCACUCAAUCUACCAGCAGUGCUGUAACCAAGACGGAAACCAUCACAAGAGCUGGUCCAUCCUUGGCUUCUACCACCACAGAAGUCUCAAGCAACAAAACAAAAGCGACCAUCAUGGUGUCUGGCACCUCUGUCAGUGGCAUCAGUGUGUCCUUCGCAGACAUCAGUGCCAGGAUCAAGCAGUUUGAGGAGCACCUCAAGGAGACUGAGAUGCCCAAGUUGCCGCGGGUCUGUGACCCCUACCGGCUGACAACCAAGCCCUUGCCUGGCACUGUCCGCCGGCCCGGCAUGAAGAAGAUGGCCAAACCCCUGCCCAUGUGCCGCAAGUUUGCCACCCGCAGUAAACUCAAGAGCAUCCUCAUCUUACCCCCACAGGAGCUGAGCAAGCUGUGCCGGCGAGGCGGCCGCUACGAGGUCCAGGGGUUCAACUACAAUGCCAAAAAUGUCAGUGAUUACUGGCCCUACCCCUCACCCCGGCCCAGCUUCCAGAUCUGCUGGCGCUACCGCCUCCAGACAGUCUCCUCUUUCUCGGCCGUGGGGCUGAUGCUGCACAUCAUCUGGGCCAGCAUCCGGUGGGAGGACAUGGCCCAGAGGCCCCUUCAUGGCAUCACUCACUCUAUUGAGACCGAAGACGAGAGGAUCACCACGGCAAUUUGCAAGAAGCGUGACAUCCAGCCAUCUGGGCUGAGAUCUGAGUAUCUCAUUCGACAGAUCAUCUGGCCCAUGGGAAAAGAUGAACAAGAGACAGUGCACAAGCCUCAGCGUUCUGGCCUGCGGUCCAGCUCGGCUCCCAUCAAGCCUCCCGAGCCGGUCAAGCCCAAGGGUCCUCAGGUCAUUGAGACCUGGGUCAAGGAAGAAGAGAUGGAGCUGUGGGAGAUUGCACAGUUUGGAGAGAGUAUGCAAAAGUUUGCCCGGGAGAAGCAACAGAUGAACAGCAAGGCUGCCAAGGACAGCAAGCAUGCCGCUAGUGCCAGGGGGUCAACAGGACGCGUCACAGCAGAACAGGUCAAGGAGCAGUUGGAAGACCAGCUGAAAAACCAGCGACUCUCUGGACAACAGAAGAGAUUCCAGCAGCUGGCUCCGUCCCCAUCCACGGGCGCCGUCACUGCCUCGCCCAGCCUGACCACCAUCAAGACCACCACGCCACGAACCUUGACCUCCCUGACCACACCCAGCCAGCCUGCCUCGGACUCCUCCACGCCCAGCCGCAAGGGCGGGGUCCGCAAGAAGGGCGCGGCCAAUAUCACCAUUGCCAAGAAGGUGAUCGGGACCAAAGAUGUGCCCGUCGCCUCCACGCCCCGGGUGCUGAAUGUGUCGGGCGGGGGCACGCUGCAAGGCGGAACGCUGCUGCAGAUGGGACAGGUCAAACUGACGACCAACCCCACCAAGUUUGUCUUUGCCUCAACCGGUGCUACCGUUGGUACACCCACCAUCUUGACAUCAACUGGCAUGCAGGCCCGUUUCCCAGCAUACACCAGCGGCACUCCAACCUCCAAAGUCACCACCAUCACCCCUAAGGGCACCACGGGGGCCACCGUGGGGGCUAGGACCCUCUUUGUCAGGACACCGCAAGGCAACGUAGUCUCUGGACAGGGCCUUUUGAAUGUAGCCACCCCCGGCAAACUCCCGAUCCAGUCCACCAAUCAGGUCAUACGUCCAGCGACCCCAGCCACCACGCCCGCCGCUGCCACCACGGCCGCCACGCCUACCACCACCCAACCCGGCCAGACCCAGCUGUCGGGCCAGGCCCACGUCUUCACUGCCCAGGCCCAGUCCGUCAUGGUGGGCGGCCAGCGAUUCGUCAUCACGCCGGCACAAGUUCAGGUGCAGGGGACCGGGCAGAUGAUUGCCGCUCAGCUGAUACAGACCACCACGGCCCAGGGCACCACGCUGCAGCGACUGGUGCUGACGCCCAACUCAGCUACUACUCCUGCUGCUACACCGGGGCAAGCAACCCAGCAGUCCCAAAGCAUCCCUCAGCCGGUCAAUAUCCAGGCCACCUUACAAGCCCUCCAGCAACAGGCCCAGGCCCAGCAGAUAACCCUCCCUCAGGCCAAGACAGCCCCGGCCACGGUCCAGGCGCUGGCCAAGGCAGGCGGCGGUGCCACCACCCCCACGCUGCUGGGUGUUCAGACCACGGCUACCGCACUGCAGCAACAGAGACUGUUGCUGGCUCAGCAGCAGCUGCAGCAGCAGCAAGUGCUCAAGGCCCAGGCGGCUAAGGUUGCCACGCCCAAAUCGCCUACAAGAAGAGUUUCAAGUGGGCAGAAAAAGAACAAACAGCUGAAACAGCAACAACUGCAGCAGCAAAUGCAGCAGCAGCAACAGCAGCAGGUGCGGCAGGAGCAGCAGAAGCAGAUCGCCAGCAUGCAGGUGGAGGCCCAGGACCUGCAGCUGCAGUUCCAGCGAGAUUUUGCCAAGCAGCAGCAGAGCAUCCGGGAGGCCGCUGAGCUGGAGACGCUGCGGGCCAAGCAGCGACUCAUGUCACCCACGGAGAAGGCUGAUCACCAAAGGAUGCUGUCCUGCCAGCAGGUCAUGAAGACCAUCCUGGACCGCCUGGAGAGGGAGGAGCGCCAGAACCUGAAGCGCAAACGCAAAGAGGAGUCGCAGGCCGACAAGCGGCAGCGCACGGCCUCCCACAAGCUGGUCAACCUCCUGUACCGGCACAAGGAGUCCCUCAAGAGGGAGAUGCUGGCCAAGCGGGAGCUGAUGGAGCAGGCGCUGCUCAAGGAAGCUCAGGACGAGAUCAAGCAGGCAUCUAAAGCGGCCAAGAAGCGCAAGCACGCCGAAGAUCCCGUCGCUGCCACCAAAAAGGACGUCUCCAAGUCGAAGAAGAGGAAGCUGAUCCACACCUCCCCGACACCGAAGUCCAAGAAGGAGACCAAACGGGAGUCCUCUGGCAAGGCCUCGGCUGCGGCUUUGGCUAAGGAGGCGGCCAAGGCAGCGGCUCAGGAGACAGCGAGGCAGGAGAGCAAGAUGGAAGAGGAGGAGGAGGAGGAACAGACACCCCUGGCCCAGGAAGCCCCAGAUGUGGAAGAAGAUCCCGAGAGGCUGUACUGUAUUUGCAAGAGGCCUUAUGAUCCAGCUAAGUUCUACAUCGGCUGCGAUAUGUGCCAGAACUGGUUUCACGGCACCUGUGUGAACGUCAGCGAGGAUAUGGCAGAGAGCAUGAACGAUUACGUCUGUGACGAGUGCUCGGCCCGCAGGCAGGAAAACGAAGAGGACCUGUACUGCCUGUGUAGACAGCCCUAUGAUGAGUCACAGUUCUACAUCGGAUGCGAUCGCUGCAAUGACUGGUUCCAUGGCCGCUGCGUCAACAUCUCCCAGCGAGAGGCGGAGUUCAUUGAGAACUACAUCUGCCCCAAGUGCCAGUCGGCCAAGACACAGAAGAGCCAACGGUCCCUGGAAGGCAAGGACUUUGACCAUCUCAAGAGAGUGCUGAGACAGCUGCAGAGCCACAAGAUGGGUUGGCCAUUCCUGGAGCCCGUCAGUGAUCUAGAUGCACCCGAUUAUUUCACAGUCAUCAAGGAGCCAAUGGACUUAUCCACCAUUGAGGACAAGCUGAAGCACAAGAAAUACACCAUGCUGCAUGAGUUCAACAGCGACAUCAGCCGCGUCUUUGACAACUGCCGCUACUACAACCCGUCCGACUCUGCGUUCUACCAGUGCGCCGACGUCCUGGAGAAGUUCUUCCUCCAGAAGAUGAAGGCCUUCAAGGAGUGAGGAAAAUAAGAAGGUUGCCAUUUUCCAUUAGUCUGGUUCCCUGACUUGAGUACCCUCCAAAGUCUUGUAAUUAAUCAUGACAGCAAAGCCCUGACAUCUCCAUUAGUCUGGUCCCCAAACCGAAAUAUCCGAAGAAGUCUUUUUAAAGUGGAAUCAGGCAACCAGAAUUAGAAGCUUUCAUUGCGGUGGUGUUACGCUCACGCGCAUACUGCACGCGUUCUUAAAGACGAUGCGCAUGCGCAUUUUGGUAUUCCUAUUGGUCGAAGGAGCCUGGAGUGCGUGCCUACUACCUGGGCGUGACUCGCGCAAGCCUGUUGACACUGCAGAAAAUGACUGCCGAUGGAUUUGUCUAUACAUCGUAGUGGUCACUUUUAUAAUUACAACAUGAUACAGCAAGGUAAACUUUGCAUUAUGCCCAGCAUCAAAUUUAGCAAAUGCAAGGUUGACUUUAUGAAUUUAAAAAUAAUGAAUUCAAAAGCUUCAGGCCUGAUAACAAGCAUGGCAGGCAUUUUGUUAGUAAAUACAACCCCUUACACUCAGAAAACCCUGAGCCAUCACAAUCAUAUCCGAAAUGUUAAUGAAAACGUGUUCAGAAAAACUGCAGACAUUUUCGGACAUAGGAUGAAUGCUGCCUGUUUUGUUCACGUGAUGUUGGCACUCACCGAAACCUUGAUUGGUCAGAAUAGUCAGAAAUCUUUAGGUCUAGAAACAGACUGUAUUCCUUGAUCGUGUCCUUGCUCAAUCUGGCAAGGUGCCCUUGGUAAAAUCAGUACCAGUGGGUAGCUCAGUUGUAGGGGGUUUAAUAAUAAGACCCUCCUCAAGAUGAGCUUUGCACAUUGCGCAUGCGUGGCCCAAUCAAACAAUCGUCUUGUGCAGCGUAUCAGAAGAUUUGACAUUAAAUGAGCACGAAAGAGUGUCUAUUUUGUGGACCAUGCAAAAAUGUCAGUGCAAGAAUACAGCAUGGAAAAACACAUAGCAAAAUGUAGAUCAGGGUGUACACCACGUUUUAAUAAGUCUCUUUUUAUCAUGAAUUUGGUGGAAAUGUUUGUGUCGUAUUUGGAAUAGGACAUUUGUGUGUGUAUUCAAAGCGAUGUUUAGGAUUAUAAAGCAAAAGAAGAGUUGCCCCAAAACAAACACAAGAGGGCUAGGGCUAGGGAGUAGAAAGAGAGUAACUUAUUUGGUCAUUCAAAGAUGCAUUUCCCAUGCUAUUUUCAAGUCGCACAUAAAAAAAGGAAAAAAAAUGUUUCCUCAAUUUCUAUUUUCCUAGCAGUUUAAUAGUUACUGACUUUUGAAUGAGAUAUUGAAGAAAAAAAAAUCCAGCAACGUUUAGUUUUUGAAUUAUUUCUUCACAAAAUUCAAAUUAUUGGCUGCCAGACAAUAAUUCGGCUCUCGCAGGGGGGGGUUAUCAGUGCACAAAAUAAAAUCCCGUUUUCAAAGAGUUGCAGAUGCCCAAAAUUGAAAUAAAGUAGUUUUUUUCCGUUAAAACAUACAAAUUGAACAUUUGUUAGGAGAAAAAAGAAAUCCAGUUUUUGAAGAGCUUGGGGUAUCAGCUUUAAUUUAGAGGAAGAAUAAAUGUUGUGUGUAGUGCGUUGUGAUGACUUUCAUUAUUAUUAAUGCGAGAACAAUUCCAGUUUAAGGAACCGUCGUUAAAACGUUUGAAAUAUUCUUUCAUUUAUUUACGUUUCUUGCAUAAAAUUGUUCUUACGACCGAGCUAGAACUAUGAAAUUCAGGUAAACAGGUAUACAGUGCUUAGAUUUUAAAAACUAACUGUGCUGUAAAUAUUUAUUUCCGUACUUGUGGCUCAGCGCUGCUCUUUGUGUUUAGCGCAUACACGAUACUUUAAAUUAUUGCUGUUUUACAAUUUUUUGAAUCAAAUUCUUGUAAAACCCCAGAAUUUAACCCAUACUGUGUGUUCACCUGAGCACUUAGUGCAGUGCACAUGGAAAGAUUGCAUGUACCAUAUUGAACAAAUCGUCAUAAUUUUUUUUCACUUUGUAGCUCGAACGGGGUUCUCUAUUUCUCUAGAAAAUGUACAUUGGUAUGUAUAUAAAUAUAUUUACUCCCAAUUUAUAACUUUCGAGUUAGUGCAGUUAGGUGUGUAUUAUAUGAAUCACAUAGUUGAGGGUUUUCAUUCAAUUGGGAAAUUUGCAUAUUAUUUGCAUAAGUUGUUAUUGCAGGAGGGGCGACAAUGUUUUUUGUAUCAUUUUUUUUGGGUUACUUUUAUUUAUUCAUUUAUUUAUUUUCUUGUUUGAAACAUUCUUGUGUGUGUAUUACCUGCAGUUUUUUGUUUUUCUUUUGUUUUUUGAUCAUUAAGUAAAUCGUAUCAAACCUGGUCUUUAGUUGAUUCAAGCUUACGAAGCUUCAAAGAUGUGAAAAUAUGAAAGUGAAAAAAAUGCUGUUAUUCAUAUGUGCUAUCGAAAACACUCCGUGUAAUUUAUUUUAAUGUUAUGUAAAUUCAAUUUGGUUUUCUGUGUGUAAAUUGAACUAUACCGAAAUAUGUUAAAUAUGUGUAACUACCUGGACAUAAUAAUACAUGCAUGUGAAUGCUGACAUAUUUUGGGGAAGAAAAAAAAGCAAAAUUGCUCACAUGUAUUUAAACUUUUGGAAGAACAGAAAAAGAAAUUGUCAAUACUGGGUGUUUGAAAAUAUUUUUUACAUAACAUAACAUAACAUAACAGAUAUUUACUUUCUGAAAAGUUGUUGGUUUGCCUUCAUUUGUAAACAAAAUGGAGUAUACUACAUAAAAUGUGUCAGCUAUUAAAUUAAUCAGUAGAGUAUUUAACAGGUGCAGAAAAAAACUUUUGGACAAACAUUUUGUAAAGAAACUCAAUUCCUUUAAAUCAGACAUUUAUCAGUAUCAAUUUGAUUUCUGACAAUACAGCAUUCUUUCGGACUUGUACAAAUUCAGUACACAGGACUUUACAAAAUUUCAACCCACACUUAAAACUUCAUGUCACAAAUUUUGUAAAUAAUUUUGAAUAAAUUGUACCAUUAUUAGGAUGUGUUAUUAUUAAUUAGUGAACAGACUGACUACAUAUUUUGUACUCGAUUGCAUCUAAUGCACUCUUCUAAUGAAAUAACUGAGCACCUUUUGUAAACUCUAAAAAAAAUGUCUGAAAGUUGUUGAAGGAUCAUUUUGGGGUAAAUUGACUUGAUUUAGAGAUCAGAAGAGUGUCCAGUAGAUACUUCAGGUGUUUAUUUUCUUCUAGUUUUGUUUUUCUUUAAGUAAGAGUAAUUUGUAAAUAUGAUUUACUGGCAUGAUUAAAACAGUGGACCAGGAGUGGGAAGAUAAAUUUAA
Messenger RNA from Patiria miniata (bat star), 15502 nucleotides. RefSeq names its product nucleosome-remodeling factor subunit BPTF-like. The record is from RefSeq and is a predicted model, not a curated record. Gene Ontology annotation, cellular component: NURF complex. The coding region runs from base 126 to 12203 and encodes 4025 amino acids. Gene Ontology annotation, biological process: regulation of transcription by RNA polymerase II. The transcript has 21 exons. Gene Ontology annotation, molecular function: RNA polymerase II cis-regulatory region sequence-specific DNA binding. Lineage: Eukaryota; Metazoa; Echinodermata; Asteroidea; Valvatida; Asterinidae.